GGGGAGAGGCAAUGGUAUAAAACCCCUUGGGCUCAGUCCAGUAAAGCUUUAGACCUCCAGGAGACUUAAAAUACACCUGUGUGUCACACUGCCUCGGUCGACUGCUAUCCUCUGACAAUGCAUUCACGAGCCUUGUUCACUCUCUCAGUUUUCACUCUGCUGAGUGUUAUAUUUUCAGCACCAAUAAAUGAUGGAAAAGACUCUGAUGACAGAAAUAUAGCCUUGCUGGACCACAUAAAUGGUGUCGCUCACCCAUCCACCCCUACCCCUGAAGAUGCCACAGGUACUGACGCAUGCAUCACGGGGGCUGUGGACUCCUCGGCUGAGCACACUGCUAAAGAUGCUGUGGACUCUUCUGACAUCACAGACACACCUGAUGCAGGAAGCACUGGCAGCUCCACAGGCAAAGACAAUGGAGACACAAGCACGGAUGAAACUACGAAUGGACCCAGUUCCCGAGAUAUGAAUGCAAACCCAGACAGCAAAGAAACAGAUCCUGCUGAUUUAGGUGAUUCUUCAGCCGGUGAAAAAACAUCAAAGGAGGAAAGCAAAGAUGCAGAUGUUCCAGAUCAUUCUUCAGAAGAUGCAGAUGACAAAGACUCUUCACAAUCACAUGAUGAUGAUGAAGAUGGAACCAUAAAAGCUGUACAGGCAGACUCUGCAGCUGCUGACAGCGCAGAUGUGACAGAGGUGCACUCCAAAGUAGAUGAAGCUUCAGAUAAGGGCUCAAGUGAAGCAUCAGAUGGUGACAACAGCGCCCCUGAGAGAAGUGUGGAUGAAGAUGACGCCUCCAUGUCCUCCGAGGGUUCAGACAAACAUAACCAGGAGGGCGACAGUGCUCAUGACGAAAGCAAAGAGGCUGGGUCUGAUAAGCCAGAAACAGAUGUCACGGAACACCAGGAUAGCAAGCAGGACACUGACAGCAAACAAGACGCUGACAGCGACACUGACAGCAAAGAAGCUGACACGCACACUGAUGACCAACCAGACAAAGACAGCGACACCGACAGUAGCAAGGACAGCAGCAAGCAGGACACUGAUGACCAUCCGGACAACGACAGCCACUCUGACAAUGAUGACCAUUCAGACAAAGACAGCGACUCUGACCAUGACGACCAUUCUGUCAAACAGGACGACUCUGACCAUGAUGACUCUUCGGACAAACACGGCGACUCUGACCAUGAUGACUCUUCGGACAAACACGACGACUCUGACAAUGAUGACCAUUCGGACAAACACGGCGACUCUGACCAUGACGACCAUCCGAAAAAACAGGGCAACUCUGACCACAAUGACAAUCCAGGAAAAAACAGCGACUCUGACCAGGAUGACCAUCCGGACAAAGACGACGACUCUCACCACAAUGACCAUCCGGACAAAGACGACGACUCUCACCACAAUGACCAUCCGGACAAAGACGACGACUCUCACCACAAUGACCAUCCGGACAAAGACGAUGACUCUGACCACGAUGACCAUUCGGACAAAGACGACAACAGCAAGCAGGACGCAGACGACAAGCCAGACCACGACAGCCAUGAGGAAAGCGAGAACCCCAGGCAAAGGGCAGAAGAGGGAGGGGUGGGUGGCAGUCAGGAGGUUUCCUCUGUCAGUGCUGAGGAGGGGGCGGCUGGCGGCAGUCAGGAUGCAGGACACGCCUCAGUAGAAGAGGGCGCCAGCGUUGGGAGUCAGGAGGUCAGUGCCAGCAGCACCGAAGACAAGGACAGCACAGACAGCCAUGACGCAGACGGUGACAGUAAAGAGGACAGUCAGGACACAGAUAAGAGCGAGGGAUCCAGCAAGGCCAGCGAUCAGGACCAUGACAGCCAUGACAGCCAUGACGAGUCCAACACCUCUAGCAAACAGGCUGAGGAGAGCAGCAAGGAGAAUGAUUCUGAUGUUGCCAUUUGUUAUAUUUCCCUUCCUGCAGAUCAUGACAGCACAGAGACCUCUAAACAAGACUCAACUGAUACGGACACAACCAGUGACGAGGAUACCAACACAGAAACAGAAAAGGACAUCGACUCAGACAAAGAAAAGGACACAGACACAGACAAGGAUACAGAUAUGAACAAAGGUGAUACGGCUGGUUCCUCAGACUCAGAUGAGAUGAAGGAGUCCUUUGAUGCAGACGAGAGAGAUCCCAAAUGGCAAGGAGACACCGUUGAUACGCCAGUCCAUCCAGAUCAAACAGAUGGCACCACACAAGGCGUCUCGCAAGUCUCUGAUGCUGGCAUCACCAAUUCUGUACAGGCAUCCUAGCGCUAUGGCCUGAUGCCAUUGGAUGCUGGGAAUCUUGACUUUCUACAGAAGCACAAUAAGACUCAGAGAAAAGGACCGAAGCCUGACAGUCGAGUCUUCAUAAUAUGACAACCACAAGAAUAUGAAGAAGCGCCCACUUUACGUUCCUUACGUUCAUCCCGUAGCAUGUCGAAUGCUUCUCUAUAGGGUUAUGGGAAAGUGUUAAAUUAUUCUUCUGUUAAUGUAAAUUACUUUUCGCACACUUUUAGCUUUCAACUUGCUUGUUAUUCUUCGAUGACUAACACAUUAGUGGAAAAGGGCCCAUUGCUUUACCCUUUAGCCCUGUGGUGUUGUAUAAGCUUUAUUGAUUGGUGACAAAAAGCCUUCUUUUAGGAUGCAGGUGCAAACAUUGACAGUGUAAAGAUACUGUCUUUAAUUAACUCCAUUCUGCCAACUCACAGCCAAAAGCUGAAUACAUUCUUUCAAAAUAUAGAAAAGAAGCCUUUUUGGAAAUACAAAAAAAAACAACAAAAAAGGAACAUUAAUACAUUUCCCACAAUUUUAUUAUUAUGACUGUUGAUCACUGUUUCACAGCCAGAAAAAAACAAAUCUGAAACUGGACCUGCAGUCAGAUUUCCCCUUCAAUCUGCAAGGCUGGACUUCAGUAAAUACAUUGUUUUGAUAAACUCUGUGCAUGAAAUCACAAACACUAGCAUAUUCAGUAUUUGUAAAUGGUCAUCAAAUUACACAAAAUGUGGCAUCAGUUGUGAAAAUGUACGAAGGCUAUUUCUACAGGUUUUAGGUGGCUGUUGUUUUUCUAUACUUCAUGUGGAGCAUUGCUGUUUCAUUGCUUUAUGCUAAGCACAAGCAGAGCUUAGUAUUAAGACAGGUAAUUUGCUGCUAGAAUUAGAAGAUUCUAAUGACCACAGAUUUGUUUUGCGACACAAGUUCAUGUAAACACAAAUGCAGUGUACAUACAUUUCAUGUGAUAAUUCCCCUUGUCCACAUCUCUGAAGAAGUAUGUUUCAUAAAUAUCUAAAAUUCUAACUCAAUGUCAAGUGCACUGCAUAAAGUGAGUAAUAUUUAAAUGAGGUAACAGAGGCUGUCAAAUAGACAAAUGAUGGUAAAAUCAUUUCUGAAGUCCAAAUGGAGGAGCACAUUUAAUAAAAAAAUUGAGUUGUCAAACAAGUUGGUCACUCAGUUUUUUAAAGCAGUCAAGGACUUAGAUCAGCAUGCAAGUGUGUGUGUGCAGAGCACAGAAGAGUGCUCAAUAGAGUGCCUAAAUAGAAUCACAAUUUUACGCUUUCAUCUAGAAUAUGGAUUGAGCAGAAUUUCAGAUUUGUAUGCUGCUCUAGGGAACUUUAAAAUGUAUUUUCUAUAGUUCUGUCAUUACCUGACUCCGAGUUUGGAGCCAUGGGGUACAGUUGCAUCUGACCUCCAUGUGUAAAGUGGGAUUAAACUGGCAAGUUGCUUUUGUG
This is a messenger RNA of Anguilla rostrata (American eel), 3719 nucleotides long. It is a transcript of the gene stm, whose product is annotated as starmaker. The transcript has 24 exons. Lineage: Eukaryota; Metazoa; Chordata; Actinopteri; Anguilliformes; Anguillidae. Bases 118 to 2262 code for a protein of 714 amino acids. The record is from RefSeq and is a predicted model, not a curated record.